Messenger RNA from Prosopis cineraria, 561 nucleotides. Its product is annotated as L10-interacting MYB domain-containing protein-like. Bases 1 to 561 code for a protein of 186 amino acids. The record is from RefSeq and is a predicted model, not a curated record. The transcript has 3 exons. NCBI's taxonomy places the organism in Eukaryota, Viridiplantae, Streptophyta, Magnoliopsida, Fabales, Fabaceae.
AUGGCUUUGAAGCACAUCUUAAAGGAGCUUAAGGACUUGCAGAAAGAUCCAUGGACUUCAUUCUGCACAGGUUCUAAUACAGGAUGUGCUUAUGAUCGCACACAAUUAAAAAAUAGAUGGGAUGCCGUAAGGGACUUUGGAUCAUUUACAAGAUUGGUUAGAAAGGAAUCUAGCCUUGGAUGGGAUCAUGAAAAUCAGACCAUACAAGCUCUUGAAGAAUGGUGGGCUGAUAAGAGCAAGGAGGAUCUAGAGAUUUUGAAAUGGAAGAAUAGGGGACCUAAAUUCUUGGAGUUACAAGAUAAGUGUUUUGAUGGCACAGUAGCUAUUGGAUUAGCUCUGUUAAUUCCAUAUCAAAAUCCACUGUCAUAUGAAGGAACUAAUCUUCAUAACGAGGAUGAACAUGAUGAGGGUGUUGAACAUAAUGAACAAAAGCUGGCUAGUGAGGAUGAUACAGAUAGUUGUGAAGAAGGUCAUGAAACCCAAAUAAAUGCAAUUCCAAAUUCUUCAAACAAAAAGAGGAAGAGGGCAAACAAAGGAGACAAAAAAACUUGGAGUAGUUGA